Molecule: messenger RNA, 981 nt
Organism: Closterium sp. Yama58-4
Lineage: Eukaryota; Viridiplantae; Streptophyta; Zygnematophyceae; Desmidiales; Closteriaceae
Source: the annotation of a GenBank genome assembly
AUGGCUAGCCCUCCUGUGCUAGCUUUCGAUGCUGAGGGCCGCCCAGUGAAGUUUGACACCUGGCUAGAUGACCUGCACCUCUUCCUACAGCUCACUGCCAAGGAGGACAUCUCACUGUACGAUCACGCCCUAGGCCAUGCUACUGCCCCUGCUGCUACUGCUGACAGCGCUGCCCGCUCACAGUGGCAGACUCGUGACGCCCACGCUCGCUUUGCUAUUCGCAACUCCCUGCCGAUAGAUGAGCGCGAGCACUUUGGCCAGCACAAGACUGCUAAGGAACUGUACACUGCUGUCGUUGCCCGCUACUCCUCACCUGCCUCUGCCGCACUAGGCCGUCUCUCACUCCCCUACCUGUUCCCCGACCUGGCCUCUUUUCACACAGUUGCUGACCUCAUCACGCACCUCCGUACUAUCAGGGAUCACUUCCUAGCUCGCUGCCCCACUGAGCUCACCAUUGCCCUCCUCGAGAAGGAACUACUUGCAGCUGAGGCUAGCAUAGUCGCUGUAGGUGCCUCUCGUGGCGACCCCCGCACCCCUUUCUUUGAGGGGUGUUCCCCUUCCCCCCUUCUUCCCUCUGUCGCCUCUGCUGCUACUGUCGACCUCCUUGGUGCUGAGAAGGUCGGGACUGCGUUCGCUUCGAACUGGCGCCGCAGGGGCAAAGGGGGCAAGGGAGGCGGAGGUGACGGCGAGGGAGGCGGUGGAGGAGGCGGUGGCGGCGGUGGGGGUGGUGGUGGGGCUGGAGGGACUAGUGGCAGCGGUGGGGGUGGUGGCGGCAGCGGCGGGGGAGGUGGCAGGGGCGGGGGCGGUGGUGGGGGCGGCAGUGGUCGCGGCGGCGGCAGGGGAGGGGGUGGUCGAGGAGGUGGCGGCGGCGGUGGUGGUCGUGGAGGCGCUGGCAGUGGCCAGAGCCAGCAGCACACUCCGUCACCCCAGGAGGCCAGUGAGUGGUACUCUCUGCACGGGGGGGGGGGGGGGUGGGCUUAG